Strongylus vulgaris is the source of this 129-nucleotide messenger RNA. Lineage: Eukaryota; Metazoa; Nematoda; Chromadorea; Rhabditida; Strongylidae. The record is from the annotation of a GenBank genome assembly.
AAACACCCCCUACUACCACCACCACAACCACCACAACCACCACCACCACCACCACCACCACCACAACCACCACCCCCACAACCACCACCCCCACAACCACCACUACUACAACCACCAUCCCCACAUUAG